CGCCAUGAUGAACAAAUGACCUCGCGGGGAAUGAAAUUUAAGUUCCCGGGGGAGAGAGUUCUCUGCUUCGAGCCCGACCCCACCAAGGCCAAAGUGCUCUAUGAUGCCAAGAUUGUUGAUAUUAUUGUUGGUAAAGAUGAGAAAGGCAGAAAGAUUCCAGAAUAUCUAAUCCAUUUUAACGGUUGGAACAGAAGCUGGGAUAGAUGGGCAGCUGAAGAUCAUGUCCUUCGUGAUACUGACGAAAAUCGCAGAUUACAGCGUAAAUUGGCGCGGAAGGCUGUGGCUCGCAUGAGAAGAAAAGGAAGAAAGAAGAGACGUUGCAGGUUGCCUGGCGUUGACUCUGUUUUAAAAAGCCUUCCUGCUGAGGAAAAUGACCAUAAUAGUGAAAAAACUGUAAGUAGUUCUUCUGAUGACAGUGAUGAAGGAACAGAUGAAGAAAUAAAAAGUGAAGAAAGUGACAUAGAAGAGAGGACAGAAAUGAAAGAAGAUCAAGACACUCAUUCAAAAAGGGAGAUGGAAGAAAGAGCAAUAAACAUAGAAAUUCCUGAAGUCUUGAAAAAGAAGCUUGAAGAAGACUGUUACUAUAUUAAUAGAAGAAAACGGCUAGUGAAGCUUCCUUGCCAGACAAACAUUAUAACCAUCCUGGAGUCAUAUGUGAAACAUUUUGCUAUUAAUGCUGCAUUUUCAGCCAAUGAGAGGUCUCGGCACCAUCAGAUGACUCCACAUGCUAAUAUGAAUCUUCAUUAUGUGCCACCAGAGAAGAAUGUUGAGCUGUGUAAGGAGAUGGUGGAUGGGCUGAGAAUAACCUUUGACUUUACACUUCCACUGAUUUUGCUCUAUCCUUAUGAGCAAGCUCAAUUUAAGAAGGUGACUUCAUCAAAAUUCUUUCUUCCUAUCAAAGAGAACUCAACAAAUACUAACAGAAAUCAGGAGGAGCUUUCUCCAAGCCCUCCUCUACUGAAUCCACCGACGCCUCAGUCAACGGACAGCCAGCCUGCGACAGCGGAGCCAGCCACACCAAAAAGGCGGAAGGCUGAACCUGAAAUUCUGCAGUCGCUGAGACGUUCUACACGGCAUACCUCUAACUGUGACAGGCUGUCAGAAAGUAGUGCUUCCCCACAACCUAAGCGGCGGCAUCUUGAGACCCCAACUUCGAUGCCAAAGCUCUUCUUGCACCUGGAGAAAAAAACCCCUGUUCAUAGUGGAUCAUCUUCACCUAUAACUCUGACUCCUAGCAAGGAGGGGAGCGCAGUUUUUACCGGCUUUGAAGGCAGAAGAAACAAUGAAUUGAAUGAGGUUUUGUCCUGGAAACUGAUGCCAGAGAAUUAUCCACCAAGUGAUCAACCACCACCUCCGUCAUACAUUUAUGGAUCUCAACAUCUGCUACGCAUGUUUGUAAAGCUACCAGAAAUACUGGGGAAGAUGUGCUUUCCUGACAAAAACCUCAAGGCUUUAGUAAAACACUUCGAAAUGUUCCUAAGGUUUUUAGCCGAAUACCAUGAUGAUUUCUUCCCAGAAUCUGCUUACGUAGCUGCAUGUGAAGCAUACUACAGUACUAAAAAUCCCCGGGCAAUCUACUGAAGCUAUUAAUAAAGAUUGAAUCCUACUACAUGUAGCCAGUGACAAUGCUGUUCUGCCACAUGGCUACAAGAUGAAGAUGAAAGAAUUGAAACAACUGCAGGAGCUGAAAUAGGGGAAUAUCUUCUGUGAUGGCUGGACUACUUAGCAGGAAUGAGGAACUUCUCAGAGAAUGUGCAUAGACUGCAUUGUGAAUUGCUUAGGGAAUUGAAUCGAACUCUACUUCAGAUGAACGAAGAUGCCUCACUCUGUCUGCUAAUGCAUAGAACUGCAUAGAACUAUUAAAAAGGGAGGCGAAAGCAGAUGCAUUAGCAACAGGACAUUGCUAUUUUGUUUUAGCUUGACCCUUUCCAGCCUGAGUAAUAGGACUUGACUGCACAGUUACAUGAAGAGAAUUCGUAACUGGUAUCUUAUGAAUUUUUCCUUGCAAAUUGCACUUCGUUUUGUGAAACUUAAAAAAAGAUUGCUUAAGUUAAAGGAUUUUCUUGCUGUUUGGCUAGUAUGACAUCUGCCUCAAGAAUGACUUUGCUUAAAUGAAAGAUGUGUUGCUUACUUUGCAUUUUGCAAAGAUGUCGCUAGCUCUUUCUGUGGUAAGGCUAUCAGAGUUCCAAGGAGAGCAUGCCUUGCCAGUGAUGCAACUUUUACCUGGCAAUAAAUGAUUUCCAGAGCCAUUAGAAAAGAACAGAUUUUCUACUAGUAAGUGGAAAAGUCAAUAAAGUGAUGGCAGUUUAACUGGCAAAUACUACUUUUCUUAAUAAAGAACACAAUGGCCGCUUCUUAAAUGUGUGGUUUUGACUGUCUUAAAAUGUCUUGUGCUUGAUUAAUAUUUUUGAGUUUAAGUAUGCAUAGCAUUACAUGGGAAUAUUGACAACAUAGGGAAGAAACCUCUUUCUGUAACAUUGUUUUCUUAUACAGUCUUUAAAACUGGGUAAGGAAACAUUCUUUUACACAUUCCCUCUGGAAAUAGACAUUCAAUCAGAACUGAUUUUGUAGCAUUGACAGUAUAUUCAGUAGAAUGUAACUGAAAUAUUCUUGUCUUGAAUAUCAUUAAAACCUUGUCCACAGCAUAGAACUCUGUGCUUCAGAGUUCUCUUCUUUGUCAAGACAAACAAUGGGCAGAAAAUUGGACUCCAAACUCAUAGACUAGUGCCCUCUUCACUUUGUAAUCCUUCCUAGUUUACAAAACUUCCAUUAGAAUACUUGUAAGUGUAAAAGAGAAAAUAUUUGUCAUAGAUCAGGAGAAGCUUGUACUUAGGAGGAAUUAUUUUUCAAAUGUAAAUGGAAAACUUAGUCUAAGAGGGCAAAGCAAACCUGAAAUCUACUUUUGACACUCAAAUUCUCUUUCUUUUCAGUACUGAGCUGGUUUGUUAAGCUUUUGAGCUGAGAAGUUAGGGAUUACUUCAGUUUUAGCAAUUUAGGCUCUGCUCUUUAGAAAAGCUUAUGUAAAGAUUCUGUUGAAUGUAAUGGUUGCUAAACAAGUGUUUGUGUUUUGCAUGGAUGCAAGCAAAUUUGGUCCUUCUUUCUAAAGAUUAGUGUUCAAUGGUACUCUGUUGUCUUUCUGUAAUAGCAAAAAUCUGUGGCUUUAGUCUUUCUCAAAUUACAGAAGUUUUGAAUCUAGCAGAUUCAGAGUACCUCAAAAUCCACUCUGCAAAUGUGUUUCAUUCUAGGCUGAGACCGUAGUCUUUUAUAAAGAUGAUCCAGCAAAAUACCAGUGACAGUCUAAUGAGACAUUUGUCUUGGAAUGCAGCCCGCAACUCCAUCCUUAAUCAGUUAUGCUGUAGGAAUGUUAUUGUGUAUAAUAUGAGAAAUUUAUUCUUGUUCUACUGUUUUUAUCUGAGUACCAGACAAGUUACGAAGAACUGAAAUGUAAUUGUCUGCCUGUAUAACUGUUUCAAGGAGAGCUUCUGUUCGCAGUAGUUAUUAAGUGUCACUAUUGACUCACUGAUGGGUCAUGAUGAUUCUCAAAAGACAGGUGGAAAAUUCUGAAGGCCCAGUUAGCAUAGUCUUGAUGUGAACAAACUCGAUGGUGAAAUUCACUUGAAACUGUUCCUGGAUAUAUUACAGACUGUCUUGCUUAUGACAACCAAAAAGCUUUUCUCAAAAGUAUCACCUUUUUGUACUUCUUGACACUUCCAGUUGACAUGACCUCCCAGGAUGGUCUCUCUGAAUUUAUAAAAGCUGGUUUAUAUUCGGUUACAUCAGUGUGCAUCUUUGACAUCCCUCUUCCCUACUGUUACUUUUUUCUUUAACUGAUUUGUUUUCAUACCUGUGGGUGUGGUGUUUCUGUUUUUUUUGCUUGAUUUUUGUUUUUUGUUUUUCAGUUAUAUUUUUAACUGGAGACAAGGCAAGAGAUUUGCGAAAAUGUGAACCACAUUGGGGAUGAGCGUAGUUCUUGGUAGUCAUAAAUUAUAUAGAAACUUAGCAGGUUAGCCCUAAAAUUCACACUGAAGUAUCCAGAGUAUUAGGUGGCUAAGGGAAGCUUAAUAGUGUAACCAUACUUCUGUUUUUUUCUAUAACUCUUCAAAUGCCCUUGCUUGGUCAGAUUUUUUUAUGGGAUUCGUAGCCAUCUGAACAAAUGAGAGAGGUUUCUGCACUUAGCUCUUUGUCACUCAUGGGUUGCUGCUUGUAGAGCUGCUCAUAUCAAUGAUUUCUAACCCGAUUCAGUCAGCAUGGCUUAGGUUAGCUGAAGAAAUAUGAAAACCUGAUUGAAGCAGGCUUGCAACUGUUACGUGACCAUGCUUGCCAGCAGGCUUCUGCAGAGGAGGGGCUGAGCUGAGGAAGCAGCUUGAAGAACAGUAACAACUUAAACUGGCACGGCUGUAACUCACGUGCCUUGGUUCCAAAUGGGGCAUUUUGUGUGUGCAUUUAAGGAAAUUAUACUAGUGUGAUAGCAUACUUAAGCUGGUAAAUCUCUGAAGGCAAGUUCUCGCACUUAACGUUCAAGAGUAGGCUGUGUCAACAGUAACUAUGGUGUGGGGUUUUGAAGACAGCUAUCUGACCAUUUCUGUGGGAAGGCAAGGGAAAACUGCAGCCUGCUUGCUUUGGUUUUUAUCAGCAUUGAAGUGCUUGAGUGACUUGACACUGGGCUAUAAAAGUAUGAAACACUGUGAGUGAAGUUUUUUCAGAUGGCCGAAGAAGCUUAACAAAAUGUAACCCUGAUGUUCUUCAGCUUGAUUUCUAGUUUUUUAUUUUACUUGCACCUAUUACACUUCCAAAAACCCAGGUGGUGCUGUUCUUUCAUGUGUGCCAACUAGAGCUGCUGCAUUGCCUUUCUUUUUGGUACUGCAUUGCUAUGUUUUUCAAACUCCACUGAACAACUAGCUCUGUUCCAAAGCUCCUGCUUCUAUAGUGCCACCUUCUACUGAGAUAAUAGCGCUUGGUCACAAGUGUUUUGGUUUUAAAGUAUGCUUUAUGCCCCACUCUGAAAGAAAGCUCAUGCAGAUGUUGGGGUUUCAGUUAGCAUUUGGUGUGAGCUAGCAGCAUGUGUGGAGUCAGCUGCUGUGUCUGCAAUGUUCAGUGUGAAUUUGUCAGGCACCAGCGUGGGAUCAUGUUGCUCUGUGUUACGUUGAGAAGUGUCUGCAGUCACGAGAGGAAAUAAAAGGCCGAUAGGAAAUAAAAAGCUGUUACUGCUUUUUGUGUUUGCAUCGUAACUGUUAUCAAGGUGUUUGGUAAAUACACUGAGGAGUUGGUUAUUGGAGUUAAAGUACAUACAAAUAUGAAAAAUCCUUGAUUUCCUGAAAACUGUUCAUUGCUCCUCUGGAGUCGUAAGAGUGUCUCCCGAAAGCAUUUGUAAAGGAGUGGAAAUGCAAGCUUUCCAAGGAGAAAAGCAGCAAUGUGUAUGUAUCAUUACCUUAGCCUCAAAUCAAACCUUUAUUGUGGUAGUUAGCUGCACAAAGCUUGGGCAGCCCCAAGUCUUAACCUCUGGCCAGCUGUGUUUGAUCACUUCCUACUCCUUGGCCCAUUAGCUGAGCAGAAAAGCAGGCUUGCCCUUGAUGCAUAAAUUCUACUUAUUAAUUUCAAGAAGAAAGUGCCAGAUAAUCACAUUGUGAGCAUACUUAGCCCAAAAGCAUCAAGAAGUGUAUUUUUGUGCUUUGUUCCUGUGUACUGUAGCAUCUCCUUUGUGAUAUGAGUUGAUAGCAUUUAAUAGCAUUGUCAAGCCAAGUUACUUCUGUGCUAAUACAUCGCAGUGUAAUGAGUUUCUUUGGAACAAUGGUUCUUGAUAGUAUGUUGCUUUCUUGAUGUUUAUGACCAUAAUCAGUAUAAUCUGGAUGCGUUUCCAUUGUCAUUUUUUUCCCACUUGUUUAUGAGACAGUGUAUUAGGAGGGAUUGUCAACUUGUUCUGUCGCUGCAUCAUUUUUCGGUAAGAAAUUAAUGAAUACAGAUACUAUACAUAUACACCCGGAGAAAUAUGGUAUAGAAACACUAGAAUGCAGUUCCUACCUCAGUUUUGGUGAUUUUUGCUUUAAAAAGUUCGGAGAAUAUUUUGCCUUGGGAAAAUGUUAUUAGCAAUGACUUAAGUGGCAGAUGUGGAUGCUUACUAAGAUCUAACUCAAUGCGUCCUCUCUAUUGCAUGCAUUAUGUAUUUUGCCUUUCUAUUUCAUAUAACAGCUGACUUUUUUUGCAUUGAGGCUCAAGAUUAUUGCAAACUGAGUAAAAUCAGUGAAAUAUAAACAUGUAUCCUAAGAUGAAAGGAAAAAAUCAGAAGAAAUCUGUGUUUUGUUCUUUUUUUUUGAAAAGAAGUGCAUCUUGUUCCUUGAUAUGUCAGUUGGUUGAUCACAUCACACAAAGUGGCUAACAAUGUUAAAAGAAAUUUUUCAGAUGCAAAUUGAUAAAUCCUGGCACUAAUAGAGACCUUUAACAGUAUCGUCCAAGGAGUGGGGUGAGUUCUCUGCCACUUUUUUUCUGAUAGAAAUGACUGAAGGUUUUGAUUGAGAAUACCUUUCUCUCACUGAUCCAGGAUACUGGACCUACUUCAGGGGAAAAUAAUCCAGGUAUUAAAGUGUUGAAUCAUACAGUAUGUUCCUGUGGAUAUUUCGGUGUGAUGCCAGAGUGUAUUUAACAUCUGUAUAGCAAAAAGUGUAGAGAUAAAUGUGUUCAGUUUCUAGCAAAAUGAGCAGCAGACGCUUCAGUCAAAGCAGUAGUGUAUUUCUCAUGCCUCUAAUCUCUGUGAAUGUUUUUCCAGUCUUUAAUUGUAAUCUAUUAAUUUACAGAUCUAGUAUUUUAACUUAUUAAUCUCUAAACUCCUUGAAAUAAAGAUAUCUCCCAAG
Numida meleagris (helmeted guineafowl) is the source of this 6845-nucleotide messenger RNA. RefSeq names its product MSL complex subunit 3 (gene MSL3). Gene Ontology annotation, biological process: chromatin organization; regulation of DNA-templated transcription. NCBI's taxonomy places the organism in Eukaryota, Metazoa, Chordata, Aves, Galliformes, Numididae. The record is from RefSeq and is a predicted model, not a curated record. Gene Ontology annotation, cellular component: nucleus; NuA4 histone acetyltransferase complex; MSL complex.